AUGAGCAGCGCGAGCCAGCAGCAGCCGACGGACGACGAAGAGCGCCGCAGCUUCCUCGCCUGGACCAAGAGCAUGGACGCGCGGGAUGCUGCGAUCGACUUCGUCACGCAGUUCUGCGAGAGCAUGGCGCGCGACCUGUACCCGCCGGCGUCCAUCGAGCGCAUCUUCGGCGUCGCCAUGCCCACGACGGAGCCGGCGGUGUCGCCGGGCCCCAUGUCGAUGGAGGAGUUCAUGGCAAGCAUCCCGGUCACGACGAAGGCCAUGUCGAUGGGCAAGAUUGUCUUUAACGUGUGGGUUGGUCUGCACAAGCAAGACUUCUUCAAGGAAGACGACAUGGUCUUGGCGCUGUGGAAGGGCAUGCUGCCCGCCUACUUUAUGUACUGCGUCCUGAAGAAGUACCACGCCGGGAACGGCAGCUACUACGAGGCAGAACUUCUCCAGCGCGGGUUCCGUGCCAUCGAAUGGGACCUUGAAGUGCACGAAAUCCUAACCAAGGAGCAGAACCCGCCUGCAAGCCAGUGGCAGGCGACGCCAACGAGCGACGUCAAGACGCCCGACGCCGAGCCACGCGCGGAGAAGGGGCCGCUCGGUCUGCUCGUCAACGGCAGCACGCUCUCGCCAUGCGUCGUGACGAUGAACACGAUGUUUGAGAAGUGCCCGACCGCACAUGCCGCUGGCAUUCCCCUCUACGUCCGCAAGUGCGCCGGAAAAAGCAAGAAGGCUUCGUGCUACAUCAUCUCCCGGAUGAUGUCGGACCCUAAGAUCGGCGUGGCGUCCAUUCCCUGGACGUACGGCGGCGCUUGUGGUCCUGCGCCCCCCGUGCUCGUCGGCCGCAGCGAUGGGGUGGCGUUCACUAAGGACGAUUGGGCCGCCUUGGACGAUUUCGUUUUCGGUAUGAUGCUCGACGACGGGCUGCGAUCGAUCACCCGCGCCGAUUUUGUGGCGUUUGCACGGAGCCGCACCGACUCGAAGGCGGGUAUCAUCCUCGAAGCGCUCUUCCCGAAGGGCCGCGCCGUCGUCAUCUCGGGCUUGCAGUCGAGCACGGAGCUCAACGGUCUUCGCGGGGUCGUCACGGGGAGCUACACCAACGGUCGUAUCGGUGUCGCCAUUGCCGGGCGCAGUGCGCCCGUGGCCGUCGCCCCCACCAAGCUCCAGACGGCGCCGUAG
This is a messenger RNA of Saprolegnia parasitica CBS 223.65, 1167 nucleotides long. RefSeq lists its product as hypothetical. The coding region runs from base 1 to 1167 and encodes 388 amino acids. The record is from RefSeq and is a predicted model, not a curated record. The transcript has a single exon. NCBI's taxonomy places the organism in Eukaryota, Oomycota, Saprolegniomycetes, Saprolegniales, Saprolegniaceae.